Messenger RNA from Peromyscus eremicus (cactus mouse), 1497 nucleotides. RefSeq names its product interleukin 20 receptor subunit alpha (gene Il20ra). Gene Ontology annotation, molecular function: interleukin-20 binding. The transcript is spliced from 6 exons. The coding region runs from base 16 to 1497 and encodes 493 amino acids. Lineage: Eukaryota; Metazoa; Chordata; Mammalia; Rodentia; Cricetidae. The record is from RefSeq and is a predicted model, not a curated record.
UUCUUAUCUGUCAACAUGAAGAAUGUCCUGCAUUGGAAUCCACCCCAGGGUCUACGUGGAGUUGAAGUCACAUACACGGUGCAGUAUUUCAUAUACGGGCAGAAGAAAUGGCUGAGUGCAUCUGAAUGCAGAAGCAUCAGCAGGACCUACUGCGAUCUCUCUGCGGAGACCUCAGACUAUGAGCAUCAGUACUACGCCAAGGUGAAGGCCAUUCAGGAAACCAAGUGUUCCGAAUGGGCUGAAACAGAACGGUUCUAUCCUUUCUUAGAAACCCAAGUUGGCCCACCAGAGGUUGCCCUGACAAGUGGCGAGAAGUCCAUCUCUAUUACCCUGACAGCACCAGAGAAGUGGAAAAGAAAUCCCACAGAUGACUCUGUUUCUAUGCAACAAAUAUACUCCAAUCUGAGAUACAACGUGUCUGUGUAUGACACUAAAUCGAGAAGAAGGUGGUCACAGUGUAUCACCAACAGCACAUUGGUACUCAGCUGGCUGGAACCGAGCACUCUGUACUGUAUCCAUGUGGAGUCCUUGGUGCCAGGGCCGCCUCGCCUCACUCUGCCUUCUCAGAAGCAAUGCAUCAGUACUCUGGAAGAUCAAAUGUCAGCACUGAAGGUUAAAGUCAUCUUCUGGUAUGUCUUGCCCACAUCUGUAAUCGUCUUUCUUUUUUCCGUGAUUGGCUACUCAGUUUACCGUUACAUCCACGUUGGCAAAGAAAAACAUCCAUCGAAUUUGAUUUUGAUUUAUGGAAAUGAAAUUAAAAGAGUCUUUGAGCCUGCUGAAGCAAUUACGCUUAAUUUUGUCACCCUCAAUGUGCUGGACGAUUCUAAAAUUUCUCAAAAGGAUAUGAGCUUCCUGGAAAAAAGCAGCGAUGAUUCCAGCUUUAACGACCCUGAGUUCAGUGAGAGCCAGGAGCCCCAUCUGGAGGAGGUGGAGGGGCAGCACGUAGGGUACUCUUCGCAUUUGAUGGACGUUGUCUGUAGUGCUGAGCAAAGUGACAGCAAUGCUCACCUAGCCCGUCACGAACGGCUCAGCAGCACCACGCCCACAGGGAAGGCAGACGCUGAACAUGAGUAUAGUGUCCCAACUGAUUUCUACAGGCAGGCCGAAGACCACCAGUUCUGUGGGCAGGAAGAGGCAUCCAGAACAGGGGAAUUACCUGAGCCUCGGGCAACUUUAGCAAACUUAGGCCCACCUCUUGAAGACCUACAUCACCUGGGACAGGAGCAUCCUGGCUCAGAAGAGGGGCCAGAGGAAGAGCCAUCCACAACCCUGGUGGAUUGGGACCCUCAAACUGGCAGGCUGUGCAUCCCCUCCUUACCUAGCUUUGGCCAGGAUCCUGUGGACUACGGACAUUAUGAGAGAGACCGGCUCUUGGAGGAUGGUCUUUUGUCCAGAUUCUAUGAGAACCAGGUACCUGACAAGCCAGAGGAUGGAAAUGAAAACUAUCUUAUACAAUUUAUGGAGGAAUGGGGGUUACACGUACAAAUGGAAAGCUAA